Molecule: messenger RNA, 864 nt
Organism: Mytilinidion resinicola
Lineage: Eukaryota; Fungi; Ascomycota; Dothideomycetes; Mytilinidiales; Mytilinidiaceae
Exons: 1
Coding region: 1-864 (287 amino acids)
Source: RefSeq, a predicted model, not a curated record
AUGAAGUCGUGGGUUCUGCUCACCGUCCUCGCCAUCCUGGCCUUGACCUCCGCACUCGACCUCGAUGGCAUCGCCGCAUACAUGCACUACGACAAGAGGCAAAAUGCCGUCGGUACUGGCGCUACUUCUGCGACUCCCACACCCUCCUCCGCCGCCGCCGCCACCAGCGCGACCCCAGUUCCAUCAAGCACACCGGCGGACACCCCAUCGGACACCCCAUCGGACACUCCAACGCCCUCGAGCGCAGCCGUGACGUCUGCCCCCGCUACGUCUGCAACCCCAGAGCCAUCUUCGGCCGCGUCGUCAGCUGCCUCAUCCGACGAUGGCUCGUCUACUCCCGCUGCUGGUGUAUCCACCAAGACCGCCUCUAGCACCGCCGCUCCAAAGACAACUAAGUCAUCCGCAACCCCAUCGGUCUAUACGUCUGCUCUCGUUCAAACAUCUGUCGAACAGUUCGUCACCGUCGUCACGACCGUUAGCGGCAGCUCCACCUUGGUCGAAACCCAAACCGCUAGUCGCACCGUCGCCAAAACCACCGGCUUUGCAACCUCUACUGCCGCUCCUAACAGCUCUGGCAACAGCAGUGGUAGCAGUGGCAUGAGCAGCAAAACCAAGAGCAUCAUCGGUGGCGUGGUCGGAGGCGUUGGUGGAGCCAUCGUGCUCGGCGGUCUUGCCCUCGUCGCCUGGCGCGUCUGGGGCCGCAAGAAGCGCUUCAGCGACGACGACAAUAACGACCUGAUGAUGGGCACUGGCUCUGCCGUCGGCGAGAAGCCCAACAGUGGUGCCGCCAACACUCCAUUCCAGACCAACCUCGAGCAGUAUCACAACCCUGGCGGACGCCCCAACGCCGCAGCCAACUUCUAA